Messenger RNA from Telopea speciosissima, 315 nucleotides. RefSeq names its product glycine-rich RNA-binding protein 2-like. The transcript has 2 exons. The record is from RefSeq and is a predicted model, not a curated record. NCBI's taxonomy places the organism in Eukaryota, Viridiplantae, Streptophyta, Magnoliopsida, Proteales, Proteaceae. Bases 1 to 315 code for a protein of 104 amino acids.
AUGGUUCAGGGACCUGCAUCUCAGAAGAUUCGCUUUUGGGUAGAUGAAAAAGGUGGUGGUGAUGAGCUCACCACUUUGGAUGGCCUUCAGGUUUCUCUAUGUGGUUCUGUCAACGGCAACGGAGAGAUUGCUAAGGAAUUCGAAAGUUCUGAAGCUAAUUUUAAGCAGAAGAGAAGGCUUUCUUGCUUUGGCGGUGGAGGCGGCAGUGGUUAUGGACGUCGUGAGGGCGGCGGUGGUGGAUACAGCUGUGGUUGUGACCGUGGCUACGGAAGUGGUGGUGGUGGUGGUGACCGUUACUCGAGCUGGAGAAACUAG